This is a messenger RNA of Cynoglossus semilaevis (tongue sole), 2287 nucleotides long. RefSeq names its product solute carrier family 25 member 28 (gene slc25a28). The transcript is spliced from 4 exons. Bases 200 to 1390 code for a protein of 396 amino acids. Gene Ontology annotation, cellular component: mitochondrial membrane. NCBI's taxonomy places the organism in Eukaryota, Metazoa, Chordata, Actinopteri, Pleuronectiformes, Cynoglossidae. Gene Ontology annotation, biological process: iron import into the mitochondrion. Gene Ontology annotation, molecular function: ferrous iron transmembrane transporter activity. The record is from RefSeq and is a predicted model, not a curated record.
CGAAGAUGCUGAUUGUUGACGCCUCGGCCUGCCGCGCUUGACUCUGAGCUCGGAGGCGGGGUGGGGAAUCUCCUUUGGAGGACAGAAAUCGUGCAGCGGAAACUGCCCCAUGGGAAUGGAGAAGUUUUUGACUUAACACCAUUCUGCACGACGUCCUUACCGUGUGUCUGGCGUGUAAAACUUUAUUAUUCUGGUUUUAAUGGAAAUAGAUGGAUUUUUGAGGAGGCGUCGAAUGACAGCGGAGACUACAGGCGGGGAUCCCGGGGUUGCUGGUGCCUCUGCGGGCGCAGAAGUUCGUUGGCUCGGGGGCAGAUUUUGGGGAGUUUCCGAAAGUAUUGUGGGGAGUCUGACACCGCGGAUCUCAAGCGAGGCAGAGGUGCAGACUGUUGAUCUAAUCUGCGGUGCACAAGAUGCAGAAACAGAGGACUGUGGAACAGAUGAAUAUGAGGGUUUGCCACAGGGAGCCUCCACCAGCACCCACAUGUUGGCUGGAGCCGUGGCCGGAAUCAUGGAGCACUGCCUCAUGUUCCCCAUCGACUGUGUCAAGACACGGAUGCAGAGCCUCCAGCCAGACCCGGCAGCCCGUUACAGAAAUGUUAUGGACGCACUGCGACGAAUUGUAACCACAGAGGGAGUCUGGCGCCCACUGAGGGGUCUCAGUGUGACAGCGAUCGGUGCAGGACCCGCCCAUGCUCUCUAUUUUGCCAGCUAUGAGAAACUUAAACGGACUCUAAGCGAUGUGAUUCACCCGGGGGCUAACAGUCAUUUGGCUAACGGAGCAGCAGGGUGCGUGGCAACACUGCUUCAUGAUGCAGUCAUGAAUCCAGCUGAAGUCGUGAAGCAGCGAAUGCAGAUGUAUAACUCGCCAUACCGCAGCGUCUUGGACUGUGUACGCGCCGUAUGGCAGAAAGAAGGCGCAGCUGCUUUCUACCGCAGCUACACCACGCAGCUCACCAUGAACGUGCCCUUCCAGGCGCUCCACUUCAUGACCUACGAGUACCUGCAGGAGCUGCUCAACCCCCACAGACAGUACAAUCCUUCAUCGCACAUGUUCUCAGGAGCCUUGGCCGGAGCCAUUGCAGCUGCAGCCACGACACCUUUGGAUGUUUGCAAGACCCUGCUCAACACCCAGGAGUCUCUGGCCCUCACCUCUUCGUGUUCUAGCCAAGGUCAAGGAGCCCACAGACAUAUCUCAGGCCUGGCCCAUGCCUUCCAGACUGUGUACAGGUUGGGCGGCCUGAAGGGUUUCUUCAAGGGAGUGCAAGCUAGGGUCAUUUACCAGAUGCCAUCCACAGCCAUCAGCUGGUCAGUGUAUGAGUUCUUCAAGUACGGACUCACCAAACGCCAGCAUGACAAGAGGAGAAUCCACCACAAAGAGGCUGAGAUGUGAAAAGUCUGCAUUAAAUCUCAUCUGGUGUUGCUUUGUGCCUCAUUUAAGGAAAAUAAAUUGUCAAAACGCACAUGGAAUUUAACUCAAGUUCACCUCAGCUGCUUCUUUUUUAGAUGAAGAAAUUUAAACAAACAGAAAUAUUCAGAAAACAUCAGGAGUAGAUGCUUUUCUGUUCCCCCUUAGGUCUAAGUAUUGCUUUAAUCGAUUUCCCACUUCUAGAAUAAACUUCCAGUACAUCCGCUGACUUUUCUUAAAGCCAAUCUCGUAGCCAGUGUGAAGAAUCGCCACGCUUCCAGUUUCAGAGCUAGUCAGCAGAGGGCAGUAGAGUUUCUCUGUUGAAUGAAGUUGUCAUAAAAGCUCAUUAUUUUUGUCUAGAUUUGAAAAAAAUUGAUUGAUGCAUGGUUGCGGCCAUAAUAUUACACUGACAGUUAAACAGUAUAAUAGUUUUACAUCUUCAAAUGUUAAAAAUAACAGUUAAAAUGUGUUUUCCUUUUGAUUUGUGUCUACAUUAUUUUAAAUUCCUUAAUUGUUUAAUUUAUUUCUACUUCCAGUUACUUCAGAGAUGACCUCUGCUUAUUCACAUUAAUUUGAUUUUUGUUCCUGUAAUGUUCACAUUUGUCUUGUCAGGGCAGGGAAAUACUAGGAUUUCUUUUCUUUUUGUUGCCAUGAGCUGGUUUUUACUUUAACUACUGAGUUUCCACUGUUUUUUUUGCUGCAAAGUUUGGCCCCAAUAGAAUUUCAAGAAGUUCAGUGUCCCAUCAGAGAUCUUUUGUUCUCACAUGAUGACAUAAAUGUAAGCUAUCAUUUUGCUUGAUAGACGUCUGGUUGUUUUGCAGACACUGAAUUGCACUCGAUAAAUAAAGACAGAGGAGAAGAUGUCUCUUUGCUCAUAACUAA